AUGAUUUUGAUAUUUUUAUGCUUUUCGCUUCUUGGAGUUGCAUUCGGUGGAAACGAGGCUCAGCGCUGUGUGAAGAGUACGGAUUGCGCGCGCGAUUGGGAGUGCCAACACGGCUUUUGCACCGACACUAAACUCGUCACUAUUGCCGGAGACUGCCAGGAUCCAAACGAGGACUGGGUGGAAUGCGCCCGAACUUGCGAGCCAACGUGUUCAGAUACACAGCCAAAGUGUGAAAUUGACUGUUCACAUUCCGGUUGUGUCUGCCGAAAGAACUAUGUCCGAUCUUCAAAUGGUCAAUGUGUUCGCCAAAGUAAUUGCCCACCAAAAGCCUCAAAAUUGACAACAAACGAUCAUUGUAUCUUUGACAGUCAAUGCCCGAGCGGAUUUGCGUGUGGGCAUGGGUUUUGUAGCCCGUUUCCACAAGACACUUCGACGAAAUUCGAAUCGAUUUUUGGUUGCUCUACAACAAGCGAUUGCUCUGAUCGAGAAUUUUGUCGUUCACGAAAAUGCGUCAAAACCGGGCAACAAGAUGGACGACAGGGAGAGCAAUGCAGUGCUUCUUUUGAUUGUGAGUCGCCGUUGAACUGUGACCGAGGCGUUUGCAAGGCCGCCUUAAGCAGCUCGCCAUUUUCAGCACCUCACAGUCAAUCCACUGCAGGAGGAAUCGGCUCAAUGAGGGACGUUUUCCCUGGCGAAAGGCUUCGACGAAAAAGCGGCAUUGAGACCUAUCCAGAGAUGCUUGAUAAUGCACUUGUAGCCAUGUUCUUUUCAAAUUCUUGGUCUCCAGCCGGUCAACUCUUCUACCAACAAUUCAACAAACUCUUUAAAGAUUUGGAAAGACAGGGGAAAAAUCUAGAAGUUGUGUACAUUGGAGUAGAGGAUCAGAAUGAGCAAGAUUACAAACGAUUUGUUGAUCUUUUCCCUUCCUCGUGGAUCAUUUUACCAUAUCGCUGGGCGAAAACGAGGGAAGUGAUGGGGAAAUUUGGGGUCAAGGGAUUGCCACAUAUUCCAUUGUACAAAAGGGGACGGAUUGUUGUCGAUGACAAGAUAUUCGAGAAGACAUUCAUCGGUUGCCGAAAGGAUCGAGACUGUGAUGCGGGACUUCUUUGUGGUCGUUUCGGUCAUUGCGUCGAGAAAGACAAAGAAAAACGAGAAGAAGGAGAAGUCUGCGAGUGGACACAUCAAUGCGCGAACUUGAUGAUCUGCGCGAAUGCUGAGUGCAAAAAGAUUCGUCAC
Mesorhabditis belari is the source of this 1236-nucleotide messenger RNA. NCBI's taxonomy places the organism in Eukaryota, Metazoa, Nematoda, Chromadorea, Rhabditida, Rhabditidae. The record is from the annotation of a GenBank genome assembly.